Molecule: messenger RNA, 376 nt
Organism: Physella acuta
Lineage: Eukaryota; Metazoa; Mollusca; Gastropoda; Physidae
Source: RefSeq, a predicted model, not a curated record
GUCGAAGCCGUUCUCACUUGACCAAGUCAAGAAGUUGACCGCAAGUGACUUGACCACAAGAGACGAGUGCAAGAUCUGGGUGGUGAAGGUGGAUGACGUCACGUACAAGACAAUUUGGCCAGACUGUACCGUACACGACCACGGGGUAGUGCCAGCUUAUGACCUAACUUGGACCUGUAACUCCAUGGUCGCCUUGACGAAGGACAAAAAAGAUUUGGAAUACGAUCCCGUACCCAUCGUACACAUAAGGCAGGGACCCAGGUUCCCAUGGGUGUCCGCCUUAUGGAGAGAAGACUUCAAGGAUCCCUGUCAGUAAGAAAUUGAUCUUGUGACCCAAGCGGGUUACUCGAGAUUCAUAAAUAAAUAAAACCUUGCA